Messenger RNA from Bacillus rossius redtenbacheri, 4172 nucleotides. RefSeq names its product homeobox protein caupolican-like. The transcript is spliced from 7 exons. Lineage: Eukaryota; Metazoa; Arthropoda; Insecta; Phasmatodea; Bacillidae. Gene Ontology annotation, molecular function: DNA-binding transcription factor activity, RNA polymerase II-specific; RNA polymerase II cis-regulatory region sequence-specific DNA binding. Gene Ontology annotation, biological process: regulation of transcription by RNA polymerase II; neuron differentiation; cell development. The record is from RefSeq and is a predicted model, not a curated record. Gene Ontology annotation, cellular component: nucleus. Bases 458 to 2167 code for a protein of 569 amino acids.
CAGUCGCGCCGAGGGAGACAGCCGAGCGUGUUCGGGCGGAAGCCAACGGGGUCCGCUCUCGCGAGGGACCAGGGUCGAGAGAGAGAGAGAGAGAGAAAAAAAAGGGGGGGUGUUAUUUUUUUUUUGGCGGGAGGUAAAUAAAGUUUGCAGCACUGGUUCCGUUUGUUUGUUCGAGUUACAGUAGGGGGUGCGCGACCUGGUUUUUGUUUGUUGUUGUCGUCGUCGUCGGCGGAAAGAAGAUUGAAAAGAGGGGGGUGGGGAUAGGGAAAAGGGCCACAAGGCAGGUGCUUAUUAUUGUUUUAUUUCUCCCUUCCCCGGAAGGGUGGUCUCGCGAUGCAACCGUGAUGCACCGCGACGCCGACAGAUAGUCGUCACCCCGACAGCGCCGGCAUGACGCGGGGAACGAAGCUGCGGUCGCGUCGGUAGCGAGUUUCGCGGGACGCCGUCCAACCGCCUCAUGGCAGCCUACUCGCAGUUCAACUACUCCUACCCAGCGGCGUCUCAGCUGCUGGUGGGGCAGCCCGCCGCCGCAUCGCCGCCCCCGGGGACGGGCCCCGGCUCCGUGGGCUCCGGGGGCGGCGCGCCGUCGGGCGCCAUGUCUCCCGGCGGCGCCGCCUCCGCCAACAACAGCAACAACAACCCCUCGUGCUGCGAGAACGGCCGCCCCAUCAUGACGGACCCCAUGUCGGGCCAGACUGUGUGCUCGUGCCAGUACGACUCGGCGCGCCUGGCGCUGUCCUCCUACCCGCGUCUCUCGGCGCCGGGCGUCGGCGUCUACGGCGCGCCCUACCCGUCCACCGACCAGAACCCCUACCCCAGCAUCGGCGUCGACAGCUCCGCCUUCUACUCGCCGCUGGGUAACCCUUACGGCCUGAAGGACAGCGGCGGCUCUGCGGACAUGACGGCGUGGACGAGCGCUGGUCUGCAGCCCACCACGGGCUACUACCCCUACGACCCCACCCUCGCCGCCUACGGGUACGGCGCCGGCUACGACCUGGCGGCGCGGCGCAAGAACGCCACCCGGGAGUCGACGGCGACCCUCAAGGCGUGGCUCAACGAGCACAAGAAGAACCCCUACCCCACCAAGGGCGAGAAGAUCAUGCUGGCCAUCAUCACCAAGAUGACGCUGACGCAGGUGUCCACGUGGUUCGCGAACGCGCGCCGCCGCCUCAAGAAGGAGAACAAGAUGACGUGGGAGCCGAAGAACAAGACGGACGACGACGACGAGGCGGUCGUGUCUGACGGCGACGACAAGGACAAGGACGACCUGCUGAUGGGCGGCGACAAGAUCAAGGACUCCAGGAUGAGGGACGACAAAGACCCGCUGCACCACGUGAAGGCGGAGCACCACCUGGACAAGGACUGCCUGGACGACGACGAGGACCUGGACGACGACGAGCGCAAGCCGGGCGGCCUGCUCCUGGGAGGCCACCACCACCACCCCCACCACCUGCACCACCUCCCGCACCACCACCACGGCGUGUUGGGGGCGGGCCUCAAGGACGAGCUGGGCAAGCCCGGCGGCGGCGGCGAGUGCGGCGUGCCCCUCCCCGCCUCCAAGCCCAAGAUCUGGUCGCUGGCCGACACCGCAGCCUGCAAGACGCCGCCCCCGCCGCCGCCGCCUCACGCCUCCCAGCUACAGUCCUGGGGCAUGGGCGUGGGCGUCAACAGCUUCGCGCUGCCGUCGGCGGGCGUGAGCCCUUCGGCGUCGGCGGCGGCGCCGUACUCGCGGUACGGCGGCUUGCUCUCCGGACCUUGCGGCGGCGGCGGGGGCGGGGGCGGCGGGGGGGUACACGCGGCGUGCGCCGUCUCGGUGGGCGCUUCGGGCUUCCCGGAGGUGCAGACGGACACGCCGCCGCAGACGCCGCCGGGCAUGAAGCUGCCCAGCGUGGCGGGGAACAUCACCGGGGGCCAGGCGGGCUGCUUCAACGGCGGCGGCGGCGGCGGCGGCGGCUACGGCCACCACAACGGCUACGGCUACGGCUACGGCGGCCGCGCGCAGCAGUCGCCGCACAAGGACCGGACGUCGUCGUCGACGGCGGCGGCCGGGGGCGGCGAGGCCGGCUACCAGCUGCAGGGGGCGGUGCCCCAGGGGGAGGGCACCGCCUUCAAGCCCUUCUACAAGAGCUCGCAGCCAAUGGGCGGAGGGUUCGUCUCGCCGGUUUAAUGCCACGCCCACCCGCGUCGCUCGUCUCCUGGCAAAGGUGACAUACAACUGCUCAAUGGAAGAGACAGGUGAUGGCAGCUAUCGCUGAGUGUUUCACGUCCGCCUGUGUUUAGCGUGUGGUUCGUGUGUCGGCGUGGACUGUUCGUCGGAACUGGGGCAUUCUUUGCGAUACGAACAGAAGCUAUCGAAAAAAAUAAUAAUAUACACGCCUGCGCUACCCAAGAUUUGAGACACUGCGGUGAUGCCGAAGGGAUUCCGUGUUCGUUGAGUCAGCUCAGAAACUUCUAGUUCUCCGCCGUUGAAGAUGGGCGUGGCCACGUUUGUAUCGGACGAAUGGUGGCACAUCCCCGGAAAUGCCGAGAGAAGAGAGAAACGCCUCGAAUCUCCGCGUGUUAUUGUCGCUCUUGAAAAAAAAAAAAAAAAAUCUGCAACGCAUUUCACCAAUUCUGAUGAAGAAGAAAAAAAUUCGAACAAAAAAAAGUGUUUGUGCUUUAAAACGUUGUUACAUACAUAAUGAAUGAUAUACCACUAAUAACUGCAAUACAAAUCACGCAGCUCCGGGUUUUUUUUUUUUGUGCCAAAACAUCACAAUUUAUUUCAUCACUUUUCGAUCGAAAUAUAACUUUUUUUAAUUUAACUAUUCAGUAAGUCUCAAGAUUUUUGUGUGUACCUGAGAAGUACUAUUUUUUUUUCCUUUGAUUUUUAGAAGUACAGAAAACAUUUUAACCUGUGAAAGGCUCAGAUGGGCAAUGUGCAAACCAUAUUUUACAACAAAAAAAAAUGCUUUUUGCGAUAGUUAAAAAAAAAUAAGCCGUAUUUAUUUCAGAAAUUCAUUAUUGUUGUCAAUGAAACGUUUAACCUUGUGGGUUGAUCAAAUACUGAGCGCAUGAAAAAAACACAUUGGACUCAAUUUACAUAACUGGAAAUAUGAAAAGAAAUCAUACGAAAUCAUGUGUAUAGUUUCAAGUAAUAAUUGUUUUUGAUUAACAAGGAACACAGAUUAUUUGGUAAAUUUGACAUAAUAAAUAUGGUUGAUUGCCUAAAAAAAAAUAUAUAAAUGAGAGUUUAUAAAUAAUUAAUGUUUCAGGUUGUAGCCUCUCAUUGCUUUCUUAAAAAAAAACUGUUUUUCCAUAUUCUUAUUCAUAAAACUGUAAAAACAUAAGUUGUCUUAUACCAUGUGCAUUUUAUGCAAUUUGGUUAAACAAGUGAAAAACGUUAAAAAAAGUAUUCUUAAAAUUUAUGGCUGUCCCAUCCUACAAAGUUUAAAAGAGUAAAAGUAAUAGUCUCACACAGUUUGUUACUAGUAUAAUUAGUUUUAGGAUCGUUAAAAGUAAUGUCGCAAUACUACUACUCUUUACCCCAUUUUUCCAUAGCAUUAUUCACAUAAAAAUAAUAUAUAUUUUAUUAGGUCCGGUACACAAAUUGUCACAUGUAGCUAUUCACUGUAUUCUUUCCUUGAAAAUAAAAAUCCCUGAGAUUAAAAUAACUAAAAAAACUAAACUAGUUUGUUUUAGAUUUAUGGUCUCAGUUAAAAAGUGAAAUAUGUGCAAUUCCCUAUACUGGGAUAUUAAAAAAAAUCUAAUACAUACUAAGGAAUUAUGUUUAUGAUUUUAUAAGUUAGGCAGAAAGAUGAGUAUCUUAAAUGUCUGAGAACACAGUAUAUUAUAUUAGUUUAUUAUAUAAUGUUGGCAAAACUUUUAAAAAUCUAUACACCACCUCGUAUUCAGAAAAAAAAUUAAAUAUACCUAUGAUAAAAAUUCAUUCGGCCAAAGAUUACAAUAAGGCUGUGCAGAUUUUAGUUCAGUUUUUUACUAUUAAUUAUACGUUCAAUUUGGCAUUGCAUGAUUAAUAAUAAAAAAAUAAACUAUACAUAUAUUUUAAUGACCGUAUUUGCUUUGCUUUAUUAUCAGUCACGUUGCAUUUUUAUGCUGACAAAUUUUACAAAAUUUAUUUUCAAAAGUUUUGUAAUAGCAAUUUAUAGUAUUAUACUUUAAAUUAUAUUAAU